AUUUUGAUAUUUAGACAGUUAAGAAAAGAAAUCGGUGGCUGUCUCUGUCUGUGGCGGGGAACGAUAUCUACUGAUUAGAGUGCGAACUCUCAAGUCUGAACCCAAAAACCCUGAAACCUUGGGUUGGUGCCGAGUCCAAUCCAAUCCAAACCAAUCCAAUUGAAACCAAACUCCAAUCUCAUGGAGUCGGUUCUUUUCCAUCUCGACACCCUCCUUCUCCCUACUCUUCCCUCCGUCACUCACCGCUCUCUUCGCCGCCCUCUGGCCUCCGCUUCUUUCCACCGCUCCACUCCUCUUCCAAGACUUCGCGCCUCGCCGCUUCUCGCUACCAACACCCUCACCGCUAACCCUGUCUCUCCAAGAAGUGGAGUAUACACUGUUGGUGACUUUAUGACAAAGAAAGAGGAUUUAUAUGUGGUGAAGCCAACGACAUCUGUGGACGAAGCCUUGGAAACUCUUGUUGAACACAGGAUAACUGGUUUUCCUGUGAUUGAUGAUAACUGGAAACUAGUUGGUGUUAUUUCAGACUACGACUUGUUAGCACUGGACUCUAUAUCAGGUCAUGGGCGAACAGAUAACAGCAUGUUUCCAGAAGUUGACAGUUCUUGGAAAACUUUCAAUGAGGUUCAGAAACUGCUGAGUAAGACAAAUGGAAAGUUGAUUGGGGAAUUAAUGACCACUGCCCCUAUGGUCGUUCGGGAGACCACCAAUCUCGAAGAUGCUGCAAGGUUGUUGCUAGAAACCAAAUUUCGACGCCUCCCAGUUGUAGAUGCGGAGGGUAGACUGAGGGAAUGUUGUGAGAGCAGCACUUCAAAUCAAACGAGAGAACCAAAAGAAAACAUGAUAUGGUUUAGAAGAUCAUCCGAAAAAAUGUUGCUGGAUUUCACGCAGUAACUCGAUUGAAGUGUUUACAGAAGCUUGCCUGAAAUAGAAUUAAAAUUUUUAGCUUAGGCAUGUAUAUCUUAUAUUGUUUUACACCAAAUUUGUCAUUGACAAUAUUUUGAUAAGGCGAUUAUUCUUAAUGCUCUCAUCGUAAUUUAUAAGGGUCGCUUGCUGACGAUGAUGUUGAAAAUGCUGUGAAUUCGCAGCAUUAAUCAUUUGUUGAAGACUUAAAGAUAUUGUAGACUCAUAUUUCAACCGGCAUUAAUCUACCUCCACCACUAUAUAC
Messenger RNA from Abrus precatorius (Indian licorice), 1168 nucleotides. Its product is annotated as CBS domain-containing protein CBSX1, chloroplastic. The transcript is spliced from 8 exons. Bases 181 to 894 code for a protein of 237 amino acids. The record is from RefSeq and is a predicted model, not a curated record. NCBI's taxonomy places the organism in Eukaryota, Viridiplantae, Streptophyta, Magnoliopsida, Fabales, Fabaceae.